Messenger RNA from Eruca vesicaria subsp. sativa (arugula), 420 nucleotides. The record is from the annotation of a GenBank genome assembly. Lineage: Eukaryota; Viridiplantae; Streptophyta; Magnoliopsida; Brassicales; Brassicaceae.
AUGUAUAAGCACUACAUUGACCCGGAGUACCAUCGAACUGGAACGAUGAGACCCGAAUCGGAUCUUUACGCUUUCGGGAUAACCAUUCUUCAGCUGUUGACGGCUCGUGAUGCGAGUGGGCUUGUACACGCAGUCAAAAAUGCAAUAACGAAAGGAACGUUAACCGAAAUUCUAGACAAAUCAGUUAUUGACUGGCCUUUGGAGGAAACUGAGGAAUUAGCAAUGACCGGUUUAAAAUGUGCAGAAUUUUGGUGGCGAGAUAGACCGGAUCUUAAAGAAGAAGUUAUACCGGUUUUGAAACGGCUUGUAGAAACUGCAAAUUCAAAGAUAAAGAAAGAACAAAGCAAUUUGUGUGCACCAAGUCAUUAUUUCUGUCCCCUUUUACGAGUAAGUAAAUGUUUUACCUUGUUCGAUACAUGA